Messenger RNA from Nelumbo nucifera (sacred lotus), 1136 nucleotides. RefSeq names its product large ribosomal subunit protein eL6-like. Gene Ontology annotation, biological process: cytoplasmic translation; ribosomal large subunit assembly. Lineage: Eukaryota; Viridiplantae; Streptophyta; Magnoliopsida; Proteales; Nelumbonaceae. Gene Ontology annotation, molecular function: RNA binding; structural constituent of ribosome. Gene Ontology annotation, cellular component: cytosolic large ribosomal subunit; ribosome. The record is from RefSeq and is a predicted model, not a curated record.
CCAUUAGGGUUUGGGGUUUUAUCUCUUUUCACGAAUCGCUAUUUCUCCUAGGGUUUGAGGAGUGAGAUAGAAGUGAGUCGCAGAGAGACUCCCAACCUUCGUCAAUGGCGCCGAACGAGAGAAAGCCCAGGGUUUCCAGAAACCCAGAUCUGAUACGCGGUGUGGGCAAGUAUUCGAGGUCGCAGAUGUACCACAAGCGCGGUCUCUGGGCUAUCAAGGCCAAGAACGGUGGCGUCUUCCCCCGACACGACGCCAAACCGGCAGAACCGAAGCCCGCCGAGAAGCCGCCGAAGUUUUAUCCCGCGGAUGACGUUAAGAAACCCUUGGUCAACAAGCGCAACCCCAACCCUACCAAGCUCAGGGCGAGCAUUACUCCUGGGACGGUGUUGAUUCUUCUCGCUGGGAGGUUUAAGGGGAAAAGAGUUGUUUUUCUGAAGCAACUUCCAUCCGGUUUGCUUCUUGUUACUGGGCCCUUCAAGAUCAAUGGUGUUCCCCUAAGGCGGGUAAACCAAUCUUAUGUGAUUGCAACUUCCACCAAGGUUGAUAUUUCAGGAGUAAAUGUGGAGAAAUUCGAUGACAAGUACUUCACAAAGGAAGCCGAAAAGAAGAAGAAAAAGGGGGAGGGCGAGUUCUUUGAAUCAGAGAAAGAGGAAAAAACGGCACUCCCACAGGAGAAGAAAGAUGAUCAGAAGUCUGUUGAUGCUCCAUUGUUAAAAGCUAUUGAGGGUGUUCCAGACUUGAAAGCAUACUUGGCAGCUAGGUUCUCUCUCAAGGCGGGCAUGAAACCCCAUGAGCUUGUGUUCUAAGGAAACGCUUAAGACUUGUUCUGUCCCCAUCACUCCAUAAUUUUGUUUGUUUAGUUUAACAUUUGCAACUUAGGAAUCCGACAUUUCUUCCAAUUUUUAUAUUUGUAGUGGGUUGAUUAUUUUUAUGGUAUGCUCUCCCCCCAAAGCAAGAAUUUUGUUGAGUGAUAACUUCAUGUUUUAGCCUCUAGGCAUUGGAUUUGCCCUGGACUAUAUGUAAUAAUUAAGGUCUAUACUUUGGGCUUCUUGACCUGUCAAUCAUGGCCGUGGAAGACUCGAAGUAGUUUACCAAACAUUCUUGAAUUGCAUUAAAUACGCAUUAGGUGUUGAGGA